Messenger RNA from Plasmodium inui San Antonio 1, 2133 nucleotides. RefSeq lists its product as hypothetical. Bases 1 to 2133 code for a protein of 710 amino acids. The transcript has 2 exons. NCBI's taxonomy places the organism in Eukaryota, Apicomplexa, Aconoidasida, Haemosporida, Plasmodiidae. The record is from RefSeq and is a predicted model, not a curated record.
AUGGAGAUGGGGAGCAGUCAUAUGGGGGACAUGAACAACGGGGGGCGGAAAAGGAAGAACAUGAAAGGUGACUCAAAGGACCACACAGUACCCGAAGGGACAUCAGAAAAGACAAGCAACGAGGAAGGCGAUGAGGCAGGUACCGUGCCAAACGUGGACGGAGCAAAUGGGGACGAUGUCCCGCUGCAGGAUGAAGAACAGGAGGAGCACCCCAGCGGCAAUAAAGAUGAAAAUGGGCUAAAAAAAAAAAAAAAAAAAUUGCGAAAGUUGAAAAAAUACACUGAUGAAAGUGACAGUCAGGAGGAUACACAGCAGGCAGAUAAACAGAAGCAGGCUCAUAAAAUUAGUAAAAAGGAUUUUAUCUUAAAGAGUGGCGCACACAAAAGGGGGGGGGAGGCCCACGAUGAAGAGGAGGAGCAGCAGCUGGAGAAGAAGGAGAACAACCACGAUGGAGAGUCCCCGCCUGAUAAUGCACACGAAACUCCCCCGGGGGGGGAAAUAGGUCAGGCUGGAAAAAUAAGCCAGAAGGAGAUGAAGAGAAAAAAGGACAAGAGAAAGGCCAAAGGGGAAAAGAAGCAUGGCACCAACUCUAACGGGGACUCUAAUGGGAACACUAACGGGAGCACUGAGGCUAAUGCAGGUGCGAACUCCGAUGCGAGCUACUGCGAUGGGGAUCAUCAGGCCGGAAGUAAAGAAGAGGAGGAGGACGACGACUACGGGGGAUUCCACUCCGAUGACCACUUGGGCAGUGAACCAGACGAGGAAGACGAGCUCUCCCAAGGAGACAGCGAGCAGGAAAAGACCAACAAGUCGAGAAGAAAGAAAAAGGCAAGAGGGGGUACCCAAAAGAAGAGCGAACCAAAGGGGGACGAAUCAAAGGUAGAUAAAGACGGAGAUAACGCGGUACAGAUCAGAGAAAAAAAAAAGAAAAUGAAAAACUCCAGGCUGAUGGAGGACAUUAACCCAGAUGAAGACAAACACAAAUUAAAGCUAAUUUGUAUGUCCUUCCAUAAGAAGGAAUACGACAUUGAAGAAUUCAUAUUCGAAAGUUUGAAGGUAAUUAUUCCCCAGUACAAAAGGGAGGUGUUCCUCAACCAACAGAACAUCAUUAUUGAUCGUACCAGCAGGGAGGAUUUGAAGAACCUGGAGAUUUUCUGGUUUGACAGAUUGACAAAGAACAGGCGCCGAAGCAUAAUUAGCUGCUUCACCACGUUGGGUAAGAUGGGCCUUGGGGGGAAAGAAACGAAUGCUCUAGGCGCAUCAGAAAUUGUGAUGAGCGUUCCCGAAAAUGUCAUGAGCGUUCCCGAAAAUGUUAUGAGCGUUCCCGAAAAUGUCAUGAGCGCUCCCGAAUUUGUGAUGAGCAUUCCCGAAAAUGUGAUGAGCGUUCCCGAAAAUGUGAUGAGCGUUUCCGAAAUUAUGAUCAGCGCUCCGGAAAAUGCAACUAGCGCCCCCGAAAAUGCAGAGACCACGGUGAACCCCCUCCUGGAGCAUAUAUUCACCAAGAAGAAGGACCAAAUAAUAGUAGACCACCUCGCUGCGCUCUGCACACAGCAAGUGAAACUAGUCAAGGAGUACAUCUCCUACAUGAGGAAAAACAUAUUUGACCUAUCGUCCAUCUCCGAAAACAACGACAAAAUUAAAGAAUUGAACAUCCUAGAUCCGAUAAAAAGGAGGGAACUGUUCUUUUACCUUAAUUUAUGCAUCUCAAUGAAUUACAUUCAAGAGCAGGCUCCAAAUGUGUACGCUAUCCCAAACGAUCUCUGCCCAGACAUUAGAGGCUUCAAUUUACACCCCAUGUUUUCUCAUAUCAAUAAAAAACAAAAUGAAAAAAAAAGAGAAAAAGGUGGAAAUCCUUGGGAAAAAUUAAAAUUAUUAAAAAAAUCCCAAAAGAUGGAUGUAGCAAAUAAAAGUAGCGACACGAGCAUGCGCAAAACUGAAGUGGUUGCACAAAUGAGUACAAAAAAAAAUGAAGUAAAUGAGAAGGAAUCAGAGGAAGACCGAAAUGAUGAAAAAAAAAAAAACGAUAAACAUAUCGAUGAUAACGAAAUGCUUCAGAAAAAGAUUCUGGAAGAAGAACAAAAAAAAAAAAAAAGCAUUAGAAGAAAUGAAAAAAAAAAAAAAAGAAAAAGAUGA